AUGUUUGGAAGUUCCCGCUAUUUCGGCCUCAAGGGCACACGGCUCAACGUCGCUGUUGGUGUCCUAGCUGGACUGGACUUCUUACUCUUUGGCUAUGAUCAAGGUGUCAUGGGUGGUCUAUUGACCUUAUCGUCCUUUGUGAAAACCUUCCCGGAGAUUGAUACCACGGCCGCAACGGAAACGGCUCAGCAUCUCAACGCCUCUCAGAAAACCCAUAGAUCGACCAUCCAAGGUAUUUCGGUCGCUGCUUACAACGUCGGAUGUUUCUUUGGGGCUAUUGCUACAAUUUUUAUUGGAGACCGCCUUGGUCGCCGAAAGACCAUUUUUCUCGGCUCUUCGGUCAUGGUUGUUGGUGCAGCGCUGCAAUGUUCAUCCUUUUCGUUGGCUCAAUUCAUCACUGGAAGAUUGGUAACAGGCUUUGGCAAUGGUCUCAAUACAUCGACUGUCCCAACAUGGCAGUCAGAGUGUUCUAGAUCUCACAGGCGGGGCCAACUGGUCAUGAUCGAGGGUGCAAUGAUCACUGGAGGCAUCUGCUUCAGCUACUGGCUUGACUUUGGCUUCUCCUUCCUGGACCCGAGCACCAUUGCCUGGAGAUUCCCUAUUGGAUUCCAGAUCUUUUUCGCGUUGCUUAUCCUGCUUUUCGUCCUUAGGCUUCCAGAGUCGCCCCGGUGGUUGAUCUUGAAGGGUCAGGAGGAUGAAGCGAUGUCAGUCCUAAGCGCUCUUAGUGAUCUUCCGCCCGAUGAUCCUUACGUUCACGGUGAAUUCUCCGCCAUCAAAGACACUGUUCUGGAGAUGUCUCAAGGCGGUUUUCGAGAUCUGUUCACGAUGGACGAAAAUCGACAUCUUCAUCGUACCAUCCUGGCAUAUGUCAAUCAGGUCUUUCAGCAGAUUUCUGGCAUCAAUCUAAUCACGUAUUAUGCAGCAACCAUCUAUCAAGAGGAAAUUGGAUUGAGUGGAUUGACGUCGAGGGCCUUGGCAGCUGCGAAUGGAACAGAAUACUUCGCGGCCUCAUGGAUCGCUGUCUUUACUAUAGAGAAAUUUGGCCGGCGUCAGCUCAUGCUGUUCGGCGCCGCAGGUAUGACGUUCUCGAUGGCGAUACUGGCGAUCAUGAACAAAUACACUGGCAAAGGCACUGGCAUUGUAGCAGCCCUCUUUCUCUUCAUCUUUAAUACUUUCUUCGCAAUUGGAUGGCUCGGUAUGACAUGGCUAUAUCCCGCUGAGAUUGUACCCCUGCGUAUUCGGGCACCUGCAAAUGCGUUGUCGACAUCUGCCAAUUGGGCCUUCAACUUCAUGGUCGUAAUGGUUACGCCGGUGGCUUUUGCAUCCAUCCAAUACAAGACUUACGUUAUUUUUGCCGUCAUCAACGCCUUCAUAUUCCCGGUCGUCUACUUUUUCUACCCCGAAACCGCCUACCGCUCCCUCGAAGAGAUGGACUCCAUCUUCCGCAAAUGCAGCUCCUACUUCACCCUCGUGAAAAUCGCCCGCGAUGAGCCGAGACGGUAUGGCAAGAAGGGAGAAUUACUCAUCAAUUACGAAGAGACGGAAGAGCAUGCGAGGAGGGCCAGUAUUUUGAGUCAGCCGUCCGAGAAGGCUAAGAAGGCGGAGGGGCUGGCGGUUGAGAAUGAGGGUGUCUGA
Molecule: messenger RNA, 1635 nt
Organism: Letharia columbiana
Lineage: Eukaryota; Fungi; Ascomycota; Lecanoromycetes; Lecanorales; Parmeliaceae
Exons: 11
Coding region: 1-1635 (544 amino acids)
Biological process (GO): carbohydrate transport; transmembrane transport
Cellular component (GO): membrane
Molecular function (GO): carbohydrate:proton symporter activity
Source: RefSeq, a predicted model, not a curated record